Messenger RNA from Dichotomopilus funicola, 1989 nucleotides. RefSeq names its product amidase 1. The record is from RefSeq and is a predicted model, not a curated record. Lineage: Eukaryota; Fungi; Ascomycota; Sordariomycetes; Sordariales; Chaetomiaceae. Bases 1 to 1989 code for a protein of 662 amino acids. The transcript has 2 exons.
AUGGCCAGCACACGCCUCGGGCUCCUUUUUUUGGUCGCCGCCUCGACGGCCCUCGCGCAACUUGCCUCGACCGGCCUGACCGUCACGCUCAACGAUGUGUACUACUUCAUCUCGCCGUAUUCCUCGGCCACGAUCCACGUCCCGAAGGCGUCUCUCGACAGAGUUCCCGAUGUGUUUGGCUUCAAGCCGGUGACCGUGAUCCAGGACCCGGUCUCUCAAGCUGAUAUUUCCGCACUGCUGACCAACUGGACAUCCCUCGACGACGUUUACCGGCCUGCUUUCUCGGAAGCCAUCUUCCACGCCAAUUCCGACGCACAACACCACGACGAUGCGGUCACAGUCUCUCAGAUCCUCCCCGGCCUCACAUCCACCCUUCUUCCCCUCUCCCACGCCGACGUCCCCUCGGGCCCUUAUUUCAUCCACCCCUCCGGCGCCCUCCACCGCGUUUACCGGCUGUACGAUGACUUUGCCGCCGCCUUCACCGAGCCGCUCCUCCCCACGCCGAACGGCCACUUCCAGCCCCUAUCCGCCAAAAUCCCCGGUUCCUCCACUCUCUCCAUCGGCGUGCCCUCACGCCUGUACUUCACCCCAACUCCCCAGAAACCCCUCGCCGGCGUCCGCAUCGGCGUAAAGGACAUCUACCGCCUCGCCGGCGUCAAGGGCUCCAACGGCAACCGCGCCUGGUACCACCUCUACCCGGCCAGCAACACCACCGGCACGGCCGUGCAGCGGCUCAUCGACGCGGGGGCGCAGAUUGUGGGCCUGCAAAAGACCUCGCAGUUUGCCAACGGCGAGUUGGCGACCGCCGACUGGGUCGAUUAUCAUGCGCCGUUCAACCCGCGCGGCGACGGCUACCAGGACCCGAGUUCCUCGUCGGCGGGGGCUGGCGCGUCGGUGGCUAGUUAUGCGUGGCUUGAUCUCGCGCUUGGGAGUGACACGGGCGGGAGUAUCCGGGGCCCGGCGGGGGCACAGGGGUUGUUUGGGAAUCGUCCGUCGCAUGGGUUGGUGGAGUUGGAUGAGGUGAUGCCGCUGGCGCCGGAGCUGGAUACACCGGGGUUUUUGGUGAGGGAUGUUGAGUUGUGGGAUCGGGCGAAUUCGGUGUUGUAUGGGGAGAAGUAUUCGUCGUUGAGCCAAGAGAAGAAGGUCGAGUGGCCCGGGGAAGUGUACACACUGGGGUUUCCCGAGGACGACACCGAGGACCCGGCGGACAAGAUGUUUGUGCAGUUUGUGCGGCAGCUCGCGAAGUUUGUGGGUGGGGAGGUGAAGCCGCUCGAUCUGGACAAGGAAUGGGCGAAGACGAAGCCGAGCGAGGCGGGCAAUGUCACGCUGACGCAGUUGCUGAACACGACGUACAUCACCAUCAUCGGCAAGCAGCAGACGAAGCUAGUGCGCGAUCCGUUUUACCGCGAUUACGAAGCCGCCCACCUCAACCGGCACCCUUUCAUCGACCCCUCCCCCCUCCUCCGCUGGUCCUACGCCGACACCCUCCCCGCCUCGGCCCUCCCCACCGCCCUCGCCGCCAAAUCCCUCUUCCAAUCCUGGUUCAACACCCACAUCCUCCCCGCCAACGCCAACACCAACAGCAACAACACCAAAACCACCUGCACCCCUUCCAUCCUCCUCUACCCAGCCUCCACCCCCUCCUACUCCCUCCCCCGCAACCUCAACCUCAACCUGCCCCCCGGCGGCGGUCUACCCUUUGGAUUCUCCGAAUCCCGAAUCAGUCCCUUCACCGGCGUGCCGGAUUCGGUGUUUCCUUUGGGUGAGGCUGGGACGGGGGCUGUGAGUGCAGUGACGGGGGUGGAGGAGAAGUUGCCGGUUGCGGUGAGUGUGCUUGUGGCGAGGGGGUGUGAUGGGGUUUUGGUGAGGUUGGCGAGGGAGGGGGUGGAGGGGGGGUGGGUUGUGAGGCCGGUUGUUGGGGGGAGUGGGGUGAGGGGUGGGGAGGUUUUGAUGAGGAGGGGGGUGGCACGGAUGGAUUGGGAUAUGUAG